Varroa destructor (honeybee mite) is the source of this 855-nucleotide messenger RNA. RefSeq names its product acylphosphatase-1-like. The record is from RefSeq and is a predicted model, not a curated record. NCBI's taxonomy places the organism in Eukaryota, Metazoa, Arthropoda, Arachnida, Mesostigmata, Varroidae. Gene Ontology annotation, molecular function: acylphosphatase activity.
CAUCCGCACCAGACACAUCAGUGUUUACCCAUAACAUUUUUGGGCAGCUUUCUUUCAACGGAAGACCAAUUCAUCAUGUGAUUGUGAAACUAACAUUGAGAUAUGAGCUGCAUACAUUGUUAAAACGCAUUCGAAUAGAUACAAUCCAGGAUGAAACAUACUAAGUUGUUGCUGCAUUAUCCAAAGUACGGAGGAGCACCGAACGGGCUCUGGCAAAUGGAAAGCUAUGCGAUUAUCCUAGCCUAUGUGUAUUUGUGUGCGGUCUUUCGUGUCAACGGAGAAGUCCUAUUUAAUAACAAAAAUCAGCUGUUCUGCACUAACCACUGUUUACCACAGGUAGGACGUGAACAGUCAAGAAAAAUGGUCUUUCGCGCAGCUUCGUUUGAGUGUUUUGGAAAAGUUCAGGGAGUUUUUUUUCGCAAAUAUACUCAAAAAGAGGCGACGUCGCUUGGAGUUGUUGGUUGGAUAAGGAACACCUCACGAGAUACAGUGGAAGGUGAAAUUCAGGGUCCAGCUGAAGCGUUCGAUAAAAUGAAAAUAUGGCUACGAACAACGGGAAGUCCCCAGUCGCAAAUUGACAAUGCAGAGUUUACGAAUGAGAAGGACAUACCAGAGCUGCAAUUUAACUCGUUCGAAAUUCGGAAAAACAAAUAAGCAACUUACCUUUAAACGUUGUUAUAAAAAUCCGUAGGAAAGAUAUCAAUUAUUUGGUUAAUCAAUACAUAAAAAGCUUAAUGGUUGACAUUAUUUUCUUUCAACUGUAGUUAAUGAGGGUACAAUAGCAAGUCGUCGAGUUACUCCAUGUAAAAGGCCGUAAAUAAAGUUGACUGCGUAAACGUUCACCUUAUCGAGUGA